Messenger RNA from Solanum dulcamara, 2061 nucleotides. RefSeq names its product cytokinin dehydrogenase 1-like. Bases 202 to 1812 code for a protein of 536 amino acids. Gene Ontology annotation, biological process: cytokinin metabolic process. Gene Ontology annotation, molecular function: FAD binding; cytokinin dehydrogenase activity. The transcript is spliced from 5 exons. The record is from RefSeq and is a predicted model, not a curated record. NCBI's taxonomy places the organism in Eukaryota, Viridiplantae, Streptophyta, Magnoliopsida, Solanales, Solanaceae.
GAUUUUCCCAAAGCAUCCAUAUGCAAACAAUAAAAACAUGGUAAUCCUUGAUCACAAGUGCCCAACAUUGACAAUGACUUCUCAAACAUACCCCUAUAUAUUCUCUUCACCGCCUUCCCUAUUUUUGAACCCACUCAACACCUCUGUAUACUAUCAAAGAAAAGGCAAAAAGCAAUUUUUUUCCAAAAUUCUAUUGGAAAAAUGAAGUCACCAACACAAUUUUUCUUUAAGCAAAAGCAUAUACUUCUAAAAUUGCUUAUAUUCAUACUCUACAUUUUUUCAAUCAAUAGAAGUAAGAUCUGUUGUAAUCAUCAUUUUGCCACCCCUUCAAGUCUAUCAUUGAAACAAUUGAAACUUGAAGGGUACCUUAGUUUUGAAAAACUAAAUUAUGCAGCCAAAGACUUUGGCAAUAGAUGCCAAUUCCUUCCAUUAGCAAUUUUGUAUCCAAAAUCAGUUCUUGAUAUAUCUUCCACCAUAAAAUAUGUCUUCGAAAUCGGUACUAUAACAGACUUAACUGUUGCUGCUAGAGGUCAUGGACACUCUUUAGAAGGCCAAUCUCAAGCUUAUCAAGGAAUAGUGAUUAAUAUGAAAUCACUUCAAGAACCAGCAAUGAAGUUCAAGAUUGAGGAAUUGUCUUAUGUUGAUGUUUCUGCUGGAGAGCUUUGGAUAAAUGUCCUGCAUGAAAGUUUUAAACUUGGGCUUGCACCUAAAUCUUGGACUGAUUAUCUUCACCUCACAGUUGGUGGCACUUUGUCUAAUGCUGGGAUCAGUGGACAAGCUUUUAAGCACGGACCUCAGAUCAAUAACGUCUACCAACUCGAGGUUGUCACUGGUAAAGGAGAGGUGAUUACUUGUUCAGAGGAGCAGAAUGCAGACUUGUUCCAUGGUGUACUAGGAGGACUAGGGCAGUUUGGUAUUAUUACCAAGGCAAGAAUUGCUCUUGAAACAGCACCAAAGAAGGUCAAGUGGAUUAGAGUGUUGUAUUCAGAUUUUGCUACAUUUUCCAAAGAUCAAGAGAACUUGAUAUCAUCUCAAGAUACAUUUGACUAUAUUGAAGGAUUUGUCAUUAUCAACAGAACUGAAUUGUUUAAGGACUGGAGGUCUACUUUCAAUCCUAAAGAUCCACUUCUAGCUAGCAAUUUCACUUCAGAGGGUAGAGUUUUAUUCUGCCUAGAAGUUGCCAAAUACUUCAAUCCAGAAGACACAGAUAGUACAGAUAAGAAAAUUGAUGUCCUCUUGUCAAAGUUGAAUUAUAUCCGAUUCACGUUGUUCCUAUCAGAAGUCUCCUACGUGGAAUUCCUUGAUAGAGUGCAUGUCUCCCAGAUGAAACUACAAGAAAAGGGGUUGUGGGAUGUUCCUCAUCCAUGGUUAAAUCUUCUUAUACCAAAAAGCAGGAUUCUUGAUUUUGCACAAGAAGUUUUUGGGAAGAUUCUUACUGACACAAGCAAUGGUCCUAUACUCAUCUACCCCGUCAACAAAUCAAAGUGGAGAAAAGAAACAUCAAUGGUUACACCUGAUGAAGAUGUUUUUUACCUGAUCGCGUUCCUAUCAUCCGCUAUGCCAUCUUCAACAGGAAAGGAUGGAUUAGAUCAUAUUAUAGAUCAGAACAAAAGGAUACUAAGUUUUUGUGAGAAAACGCAUAUUGGAAUGAAACAAUAUUUGCCAAAUCACAAGACUCAAGAAGAGUGGAAAAAUCAUUUUGGUCCUCAGUGGGAAGCAUUUGUUAGGAGGAAAUUCACAUAUGACCCUUUCACUAUACUUGCUCCAGGACAGAGGAUUUUCAGAAAGCAAGCAGCCUGUGAACAACAAUAACUUGGUACAUAGGAGUUUUUAGCUUUAGAUGAAUGACCAUCCUGCUCCAAAGUGUGAGGAACAAAUGUACAUUCUUAAGUGGGGCGGGGCGGGUUAAAAUUUUGAGGCUUUAAGUUCCGCCCCACCCCACGGUCAUCCCUAUAAUAUAUGUUUAUGAAAAUCUGGUUAUUAGGUGAAGAAUUUAGUUAAACAAAUAUACAUUCUUAAGUGGUCAGGUGGUAGUUUUUCAGACUAAAUGAGCAGUUUGUU